Brettanomyces nanus is the source of this 2010-nucleotide messenger RNA. RefSeq lists its product as uncharacterized. The transcript has a single exon. NCBI's taxonomy places the organism in Eukaryota, Fungi, Ascomycota, Pichiomycetes, Pichiales, Pichiaceae. The record is from RefSeq and is a predicted model, not a curated record. The coding region runs from base 1 to 2010 and encodes 669 amino acids.
AUGAGUACAACAGAAACACCGAAGGAUACAGUGAUUUCAAAAUUACCGGAAUUGAUUGAUAAGAGUGGUGGAUGGGUUUCACCAUUCAGAACAGAGAUUCAAUCACCAGGAAGGGUUGAGAAGUUGAAGGAGACGGCUAAGAAGGCUGCGGGUGUUGUCAAAGAUGCUACGGGUGCUACGGGUGUUACAGCGGAUGCCACAGCAGCUGCUCCCACGGAUUCAGCAGGUGCUACAGCCGACACCCCGGACACCCCUGAUACUGCCAUGGAUGCUGCUACUAACGCAAGUAAAGCUGCCGAUGAUGAUGAAGCAAAUGCUGGUGAGGAAACAUUUCAGGACGAAAUUAGAGAAAGCAGAUUCAACUCUUCGUCUUCUUCGUCUUCCAAUACCUCAUCCUCGUCUUCAUCUUCAUCUCAUAUUAUUCCUCUCUCUGAAGAUGAUCCUAACUUAAAGACUCUUCAAUCGAAGCCUAAGCUGCUUUCGAGAUAUAAGGACAAUGUCAACAUUGUGGCUCAAUCCAUGGACAAAAACAAGCUUGUCAACCCUGACAGAAUCAUUGGUUUAGGUUCUGGACUCGCCAUGACUCAAGUGCAACUUAUGGAGAUUGCCAAGAGAAGAGUUCAACCAAUGUUAAAAGAUGUUGAUGCCUUGGUGGAGAAGCAGAAAUCCAACGAUGCUGUCAGGCAUGCACAAGAACAUCAAGCCUAUACUGAAAAGGAUCAAUCUAAGGUUCAGAAGAAGCUUGAUAAGUUCAAGAAGCAAUUGGACAAGGAGAAUGAAGGACAUAAACUUGUUCAUGCCGAAGCAUUGGCUUCUAUAGUGGCAAAGAUGGAACAAAGUAAGAAGGAGCACGAUGAAUAUGUUACCAGUGUCAAUACACAGAUGGAACAGGACAUUAAGGAUGCAGAAGAGGCAGAGGAAGCAGCCUCUAAGCAGCAUGAGGAUGAGAAGACUCUUCUUUUUACAGAUUUCGAUGAGUUGAAGCAAGAAAAGAUCAACGAUUUACAAGAAACCAAAAGAAAUCAGACCAAAGAGACUGAGGAUGCUGCAAAGUUCGAAGAGGAUGGUCAUAAGUUGCAAGCUGAGGCAGAUGAGAAGGAAGCGCAAUUGGCCAAGGAGAAGGCCGAAGUGGAAGAUAUUACCACCAAGUUGCAGACAGUGAUCGACUCUAAGCACGCUGAAAAAACCCGGAUUCUUGAGGCCACCACUCAGAAGAAGCAGUACAAUCGUUCUCUAUUGAUUGUAGAAGCACAACAUGCUAGAGCUGUGGCCAAUACUGCCAAACUUCAUAGCCACGUAGCUCUUCUUAAAAAUUUGGUUGACAAAAGAAGCAGUCAGUUGGAAAACUUGAAAGGUCCUGAGAAGGAGAAGUUGGCCACCAGUAGGAAACAAGCUGAGAAGUCUCAUGAUGAAUGGGAAAAGGUGAGAGAUGAGAUGAAGAGUGAAGAAGCUCAUAAGCAGGAAAGAAUCCGGAUCCAGAAAGAGGCAGAGAGGAAGAGGCUUGAUGAAGAGAAGGAAGAGGCCAAGAAACAGAAGAAGCAUGGCUUUUUCUCCAAGAGAAUGGCCAAGAUCGGUGCUGGCAUCGGUAUUGGUGGUGCAGCCGUUGCUGGAACAGCUGUUGGGGCGAGUAAGGCUGGUGCUGCUGGCACUACUAAGGUGGUGAACCCUGCUAAAUCCAUCAAGCCUUCGAACACUGCUAAAGCCGUCAAACCUUCAGACACUACUCCUACCAAACCUUCAGACACUGAUAAACCCUCCAAACCUUCAGACACUACUCCUACCAAACCUUCAGAAUCCACUCCUACCGUCCCUAAAACCUCCACACCUACAGAAUCAGAAGCAGACUCUCUAGAAACUCCGAAAGCUACAAAGCCAGUGUUUACAGAAGUGGUGGAUGGACCAAAUGCUCAGAAAGCAGAGUCCUCGUACGACGACACGGUGUCUUAUGAAACAGUGACCAAGGAAGAGUACGAGGCCAACAAAAACGAUCCAAAUUACAUGAUCGUGUGA